GACCAACAGAGAAGAGAUUAAGAAAGAGAGGAGGCUCAAAAACUUCUACAGGCAAGGCAAGACAGGAUAAGUGCUGAUUUACAACAGAAAAUCCAGAUGAGACAACAAAAGAUUGCUGAAGUCAGAUCCUCUGUAAAGGCCAGCAAGGGCAGCUUGGAUACUGAAUGGCUGGAGAUCAACAAUGUGUUCUCAGAGGUGGCGAGAGUGGUGGAGGACGCUCGGCAGAAAGCCCUUCAACCUCUCGAGGAGAGGAGACAGAUCCUAAAGAGAGAAGCACGAGAUCUGGUCCAGAAACUGCAAAAGGAAAUUGACAAACUCAAAAAGACCAUUGAUGUGUUGGACAAAAAUCCAGAUUUGCAGGUUUCUCUUCUAACAGGCCUGGAUGAAUCUCGGGAUUGGAAUAAUGUAGCUGUUGACACUUCAUUCUCCUUUGGUACACUAAGAACUACAACAUCAAACAUGAUGGAGCAAAUUCACCAGAAAUUAGAAAAUCUCUCUUCCGUUGAACUCAAGAGGAUCCCCACAUUUGCAGUGGAUGUAAAGCUGGACCCAACCACUGCACAUCGAUGCCUUGUUCUUUCUGCCGAUGGGAAGAAAGUGAGGGAUGGAGCAAAGAACCAGAAAGUUCCUGAUGCUCCAGAGAGGUUUGACAUGUUUGGCAGCGUCCUUGGGCUCAACAGGUUGUCCUCUGGAAAGUCAUACUGGGAGGUGGAUGUCAGUAAAAAGACAGGAUGGGAUCUGGGUGUGGCAAGACGUGAUGCAAACCGCAAAGGGAAACUCUCGCUGACCCCAGAUAAUGGUUACUGGGUUACUGUACAUUAUGAAGAUGAAAAGUACGCAGCCCUGACAGCACCACCCGUCAGCCUGUCCCUGACAGUGAAACCUCAGAAGGUGGGAGUGUUUGUGGAUUACGAGGAAGGUCUUGUGUCCUUCUACGAUGUGACGGCUCAAUCUCACUUCUACUCGUUUACUGAGUGUUCGUUCAGUGGUGAAGUUUUCCCAUAUUUCAGUCCACAUCUUAUUCAAAAUGAGUUAAACUCUGAUCCCCUGAUUAUCUCUGAUGUGAAAAAGCCGUAGGAGUUAUAUGAAGUGUUACUGGUGCACUGAAAGUUAUAAUGCAACAAUCAAUGUGAGUUUGAGGUGUACAGUAACAUUAUACUGUUAAAUGAUUUCAUGACCACUGAAGGGUUUUCUGGCCUGGUCAACAUCGGAGAUUGUUUUUCAAGUUUAGACAUUCUUUUCUUUUUUCUUAAACAAGACAUUCUUAAUCAUCCGUAGACGACUUUAUGAGUUUGGGUUUUGUUUAAUGUUAAUUUUUGUGUGCUAUAUAUGUGUAAGAGAUUGCUGGCAUUUUUCAAAAUGUAUCUACGUCAAAAUGUAUGUAUGCGUGUAAUUCCUCACCAUUUUAAACAAUGUGUUUAUAUCUAUAGUUUGCUCUUUACUGUUAUUCAUCUAUAGCUCAUAUCGGCAUUAGGACUCAGGAUACUCAGACAAAAAACUAAAUUUCUAGAUAAUUGCAAAAUCUCUCUGUGAUGCAUGCAGAAGCCACAAUAAACCUUGCUAGGUUCCUUAAUUUAUCAGUAACACUCUACCACUUCCCAUAAAAAGUUAUCAGUAAACAAAAAGAAGAAGAAACUCAGGUUAGGGACAGGUCAAUGAAGCAACAUGAGUGCACUUUGCAUGUUUUUGAAAGGUUGCAACACAUGGCAGUCUGUUGAAUUCCAAGUGUUGUAAUGAUAAUUGCAAACAUUACUACACCACUGGUCAGUUGUUUGGCCUGAAUUAAUUCAUGCUUUUUCAUGCAUGAAAUCAAGAUAAUUUAUGUAACCCUGCCACAAAGUGUCACAGAAAGUAGUCAGUCAGAAGAGACAGCGGGGGAAAAAUCUUAAACAUUAGGCUUCAUGAUCAGAGACAGUUUUUAUAUCACGUCCAUAUUCCCCUCUCUGCUGUGAGUCUCCCAUUCAAUCAGUCAAUUGAUGGUUUUACUAACGGCCGUUCAUCCGCCAUUAUAAUAGCAAAGCCUUCAUAAAUGAGCCCAAUCAAUGCCGGUUUCAAACUUUUAAGAACAAUUUGAAAAUGUUUUACCAGGAAGAAAUGAAUUCUUCGUGUUUGUUAGACGUCAAGGAUAUAUGCAGUGACAUUUGUCUGUGCCUUUCAGUUGUAACUGUUUCUAAUCAAUGCUAUCCUUAAGUUUUUUUUAGGUUUCCAGAAACAUGGUUUGAAAUCAUGGUAGUUAAAAUGACUAAGUUUUUAUAUAUUUAGGCGUUUUUCAUCGACACCGAAAGGUCUCUCUAUGUAGUGCAACAUGAUUCUAUUUCCAUUAUUCUAUUGUUUUCUGUUC
Messenger RNA from Micropterus salmoides (largemouth bass), 2341 nucleotides. Its product is annotated as E3 ubiquitin-protein ligase TRIM21-like. The transcript is spliced from 8 exons. The record is from RefSeq and is a predicted model, not a curated record. Gene Ontology annotation, molecular function: protein binding. NCBI's taxonomy places the organism in Eukaryota, Metazoa, Chordata, Actinopteri, Centrarchiformes, Centrarchidae. Bases 97 to 1077 code for a protein of 326 amino acids.